GAUACUCACAAACCCUGGUGUGAUUGACUGAAAGGCUGGGCUAUAGUACGGUCCAUUGAUCUGCCUAGAAACAGACAUCAUUGAUUAGUUUACAAAUCUAUACAGAGAUCUGUCUGCAUCUUUCUUUCAUUCAUUCGUUUUAAACCACGCAUUCAUGCUAUCGUGUCUCCGCUCUCUCUUACAACAGCUCUCCAACUCUGUUCUGCUACACUCACGAAGAAACGUCCCUCAUCUCCGUCCUCUACUGUCUCAAUCUUCUUUUCUCACCCGGGGAUCUGGAUACACGGCUGCAUUUCUCGAGGAGAAGAAUUCCAGUCAUCAUCGUCGGCGGUGAGGGAGAGUUGAGGGAGAUCAAAACGUGAACCCAGGUGUUGUUAUUGGACAGCCCUUAAAGUUUAGUUUUAUACCAUCCUUGUUGUGUUCAAGCUUUGAAUAUUUUUCACGGGGAGAGCGGUGGAAUGGGUGACAUUAAUCUUCCUGCCAAGGUAAUCAAUGGUUGUGUUGCUGGCGUUGUCGGUGUGACUUGUACCUUCCCGAUUGACUUGGUCAAGACUCGGCUUCAAAACCAACAAGUUAUUGAUGGAAAGCGCAUCUACAACAACCUGUUAGAUUGUUUCAUAAAGACAACCAGAGCUGAAGGCUUAAGGGGUCUAUACCAUGGUUAUGCAGUAAAUGCCACGCUGAUCUCCCCGGAAAAGGCCAUCAAACUUGUCGGCAAUGAUUUCUUCCGCCAUCUCCUCCGCACCCCAAGUGGGCACUUGCCACUCUAUCGAGAGACCAUUGCUGGAGGAGGUGCAGGGUUUUGCCAGGUGAUAAUCACCACCCCUAUGGAAAUGCUCAAAAUACAGCUUCAAGAUGCAGGUCGUAAAAAAGCCCUGCUCCUCAAGCCAAACGGCGUCGGCUCCGUUUCCGUCAACGAUCUCACCACCUCAGGCAAACUCAACCCCGUCCUAGCCCGGUCCUACUCAGCCAACACACGCACCGUCCCAUCAUCCGGUCUAGCCAUCGCCCGGGACCUGAUCCAGACUAAAGGGUUCUUUGGUCUGUAUCAAGGUCUAGGGGCAACACUGAUGAGGGAUAUACCCUUCUCAAUGAUCUACUUUCCAUUCUUUGCACAUCUCAAUGCUUUGGGCUUCCAGUCAGAGGAGACACGGAGAGCUAGUUUCUUACACACAUUCGUAUCGGGCAGUAUAGCUGCCACAACAGCUGCAGUGUCCGUCAACCCUGUAGAUGUAAUAAAGACCAGACUCCAACUCUUAGAGCAUGCAGAGGGAGAGGAAACCUACACCGGAGUCAGGGACUGUUUCACAAAGAUCCUGAAGCACGAGGGACCUCAGGCAUUCUUCAAAGGCGCCACCUGCCGAAUCCUCGUCAUCGCGCCUCUCUUCGGCAUCGCCCAGGCGGUCUAUUACUUCGGUGUUGGCGAGUACAUGAUCGAUCACUUCAAUGCACUGACGUCGUGAGGAAGGUCAAAGGUUGUGUCAAUGUCAUCAUCGCCUCACCUUGCUUCAGUGUCGGCUUCAUGUAUGAUUGUAAUGUUGCUCCAGGGGCCCGUUUCACAAAACUUGUCAUCAGUAACAAAUUACAAUUUUUGUUAUAAGCUACGGAAAUCCUUGCUUCUGAUUGGUUAUCAACAGAUUUUUCACUGAUUUUUGUCAUUUGUCAUUGCAAAAAGGCUUUGUGAAACUGGUCCCUGGACACCUACAUCUCAAUUGAGUUCCUUUGAGUGUGCUAGCUAGCAUUGAUUGUAUCUGCACCUGUCAUGCUGCAGUCAAUCGAGUGUUCAGUCAUAAGAAACAGUUAUUAUUACAGUGAAACCUGUAUAUAAAGGCCGCUCAAGGGAGACAAGAAAAGCAGUCUUUGAUGUCCUUUAUGCAGGUUUUAAUGAGAAACUCUUCUGUGGUCUUUCUGUACAGGUUAUCACUGAAGCAGGUUUGACUAUAAGACAGUAUUACAGUGAAACCUGUACUUAAAGACCGCUGUAGGCAAAGGUCUCUAUGUACCGGUUCAUUUAGUAUAUGUUUCAAUGAGAAACUACUAAAUGGAAUCAAAAUCUGAUUGUGAAGCCAGGUGAAAGGCAAGUUGUUCGGUGCAAUUAUACUUUAUUGUCUGUGAUGUGUGGCGAGACCCUGGGUCCUGUUUCAUAAAACUUUUGUUAUAAGCUCCUGAAAUCAUUGCAUUUGAUUGGCUGAGAGCAAAUUUGUUAUAGAAAUGAGUCACUUGUUAUUGAUAAGAAGUUGGACGAAACGGGGCCCAGAGCCAUGAUUUUAAACGUGUGUGAUUUCAUUAUACCAUAAUCAUCUACCAAUUAAUCUGCUUAGAGCGAGCGGGGCAUUGAUCCAUAUUAAACACAGUCUAUCAAUGCCUUACUGGCUCUCAACAGGUCGUAAUACAGUGAAACCUGUCUAUAAAGACCGCUCAAGGGAGACAAGAAAAGUGGCCUUUAUAGGCAGGUAGUCUUCAAGUACAGGUUCCUUAACUACAUGUUUCAAUGAGAAACCAUUUUCAAGGGAAACACAAAAUGUGGUCUUUCUAUACAGGUGGUCACUAAAGCAGCUUUGACUGUAUUUGGUGAGCCUAAUUAGCAUAAAUGCCAUCCCUUCCAUGUCAGUUGUAUCAUCUAUGCAGAGUUGAUGCAUGAAUAAGCAUGACAUUCAUUUAGAAUGCAAUUAGAAGUAGGAUACUAACACAGAUGUUAUGCAUGUAAUGUGGGACUGAACAUUUCAACCAAAUUUUCUCUCCAAGUAGAUAGUAGAACUAGAAACAUGGUGCAUGUAGAUUUAGAAGUCGAUUGUGACUGUGAUGGUUGAUUUUAAACAGUUAAUCUAACCUAACACAAACAGAAUUGCAUGCAAUCCAUAGAUUGUAUCCAUCCUUUAAUAGUACAUGGUCCUUUAGGGGAAAAAAUAUAAUAAUUAAGAAAUAGAAAUAAAAUACAAAGUCUAUGGAUGAGGGCAAUUUCCCCCCCUGACCUCUUUGAAAAAAAAAGGAAACAAAAAAAGGAUUGAUGUUGAUACAAUUAUUUGAAAAGUCAUCCUCAUGACAAAGCUCUGAUUUUUUACCCUGUCAUUCUGUAACCCAUCCACAAUACACAAUUGAAAUUUGACAAAACUGGUUGAAUUUUGUGCAACUCAUUAUUUAAUUUUAAUGAUUUUAUUAUUUUCUAUUUUGUUGGUAUAAUUUUUAUGUUCAUGCUUGAUAACAGUUUUUUUUAAAUUGAUUUAGUUCACAGUGCUUCAAGAAACAGUACAGAUCACUGACUUGCAUGCAUAACAUUUUAAUGUGUGAAAUGAAAGGUCCAAUGUUGAUCAACUAAUUGCCAAAUGCUUUCCAGUACCUGCACUUUUUUAUUGUUAUUAACAGUACCUUCACUACGGGAUGCCAGUUUGUAGGUUUUUGUCUGAUUUUAGGCUCUGCUACUUGUCUAAGCAGAACUUUUCCGACUUUUUAUCGGACUGAAUACUGGUAUAUGCCGAUCCAAUAUUUCUGGGUCACUUUUCAGGCUGGUCAGGUCAAAUCAACUGGUAUCCCUGAAAACUAAUCAUCAUUAACACCAUCAAAUAAAAAGAAAAAAAGAAAGAAAAAAAAAUGGAUAAAAUGUUAAGACAUACAGUACACGCACAUGUCUCUUACUCAUUGCUGCAUUUAUUUGUGCGUCAUUGACUGAAUAAUAUGUAGUAGAAGAAGUAAGGCAUCUACAAAGAAUUGGUAGAUGAGAGGGACUAUCAGUGUCCAUGUAUAGACUACUUUUGCAAGGUAUUUUGUUCCAUCAUUCCUGUAAAGUCAUGCGUACCUUUAUGUACCUCAUUUAGCAACAUACAUUGUAGACUACAACAUAUUAUAUUCACAAGUAAUAUUGUCUGUUGGUAGCUACUGUGUAGAAGGGCAUUAGUUCAUCAUCCUU
This is a messenger RNA of Strongylocentrotus purpuratus (purple sea urchin), 3904 nucleotides long. RefSeq names its product mitochondrial glutamate carrier 2. The coding region runs from base 459 to 1463 and encodes 334 amino acids. Gene Ontology annotation, biological process: aspartate transmembrane transport; malate-aspartate shuttle; L-glutamate transmembrane transport. Gene Ontology annotation, molecular function: L-aspartate transmembrane transporter activity; L-glutamate transmembrane transporter activity. The record is from RefSeq and is a predicted model, not a curated record. Lineage: Eukaryota; Metazoa; Echinodermata; Echinoidea; Camarodonta; Strongylocentrotidae. The transcript is spliced from 9 exons.